UAACAUUUUCCCACACAGGGAGACAAUUUGGAAUUCUGUACAAUAAUAAAGAUCAUUCUUUUGCUACGUGGAUUCGUUUCAUCUUUUAGAUUUCUUUCACCAAUAACUAUAGAGAUUUUAUGAAUUGGGAUUUUCUGUUCUGGAUGCAAGAAAAGGGAUGAAAUUCUUUUUGGCAGGGCGUUGGCUGCAACAAAAGCAGAGGACCGGGAUGCAAGAUAUACAGGACUGGCUUUUAACAUGAUCGUCUGUGUUUCUUUGCUCCUGAAAAACUAUGCUGGUGAGGAAAAGAUGCAGACAUGGCUCUCGGAGACAGCAGUUUUUCUUCUUGCUGCUGGUGGUGGCCUUUUUUCUAUUGAUAGUAACAAUGCUGAAUCCAGCAGCCAAAGACCAAAACAAGGAAAGAAGAUCCUGGGCAACAAAGUCCAGCCCUAAAGAAGGGUAUCGGGUAGAUUUUGGAGAACCUCAAGAAAUCUUAGACAGCCAGGAGGACAGCCAGCAGUAUUUGUCGAUGGGAGGGCUGUCACCCAUCAUCUCCCUAAGGGAGGAUGAGCUCUUGAUGGCUGUAGAGUCACCCACAGCCAAGAGAAACCAUACCAAAGCUAGGAAAGGAUACCGGAUGGUCAGGCAGCAAAGCAGGAGGCAAGAAGAAGGCAAGCAGGUGCAACACUCAGAGUUCCUGCUCCCGUCCCUUUCUCUGCAGGAGGAUGAACCACAGACGGAGGUAGAUGAACUGGCUAUAGCAGGUCUGGAAACUCACGGGUUUAAUGAAGCACUCAGCAAGCAAAUCCCCCUUCGCAGGGAGCUACCUGAGGUACGGCAUCCUUUGUGCCUGCAGCAAGAAGCUGGUCCUAACCUGCCUACAGCAAGUGUUGUCAUCUGCUUCCAUGAUGAAGCCUGGUCUACUCUCUUGAGAACAGUUCAUAGUGUCUUGGAUACAGCCCCAAAGGAACUUCUCAAAGAAAUCAUCCUUGUAGAUGACCUCAGUAAACAAGGACAUCUGAAGUCAUCCUUGAGUGAAUACAUCUCUAAGCUGGCUGGUGUAAAAUUGAUUAGGAGCAACAAAAGAUUAGGGGUCAUCCGAGGUCGCAUGCUUGGAGCUGCGCGAGCUACUGGCCAUGUUGUGAUCUUCAUGGACUCCCAUUGCGAGUGUCACAGAGGCUGGCUGGAACCUCUGUUGGAUAGACUAGCAAGCGACAGAAGACGGAUUGUCUCUCCUGUCAUAGAUGUAAUUGACUGGAAGACCUUUCAGUAUUAUCACUCUAUGGACCUGCAAAGGGGUGUUUUUGACUGGAAAUUAGAUUUCCACUGGAAGCCACUGCCGGAAUAUGAAAAGAAGGUACGACAGUCUCCCAUCAGCCCCGUCAGGAGUCCUGCAGUACCUGGAGGAGUAGUAGCAGUGGACCGACAUUAUUUCCAAAACACAGGUGGUUAUGAUUCUGACAUGACCCUGUGGGGGGCUGAAAAUCUUGAAUUAUCUAUAAAGGCCUGGCUUUGUGGUGGAUCUGUUGAAAUCCUUCCAUGCUCACGUGUAGGGCAUGUAUAUCGCGCAGGUGUGCCAUACAAUUUUCUUGAUGAUAACACAGUAGAGAGGAACAAAAUACGAAUAGCCGAGACUUGGUUGGAUUCAUUUAAAGAUCUCUUUUACAAACAUGACAAGAUGGCGAGUUUAAUCAGUAAGGCUGAGAAGCUAAAUUGCACCGAACGUGUUCAGUUGCAAAAGAGACUGCGAUGCAAAGGUUUCCAGUGGUUUAUCGCAAAUGUUUAUCCUGAACUACACCCACUACAACAGAGACCAAGAUUUUCAGGCAAGCUGUAUAAUACUGGAGUAGGACUCUGUGUGGAGUACAGAUCUCAAAAGGAUGCUGCAGGAGGCCCCACUGAAUUAUCACCUUGCUCUGACAAUAUCAACCAGCACUUUGAAUACAAUAGCCUGAAGGAAAUCUGUUUGGGUUCCACACGGCAGCUUUGCUUUGAUGUCAGGCAUGAAAAAGUUGUCCUUCAAAACUGUACAAAAAAGACAGAAGACAGCCCACAGCAUUGGGAUAUGAAAGAGAAUGGAAUGAUUGUCCACAUUCUUUCUGAUAAGUGUAUUGAGGCAACGAAGACAGACCUGCGUCUACGGAAAUGUAACAAGGAGGCUAAUCUGAUGUGGCAAUUUGAUCACUCAUACCACACAGAUGAGAGAUGAAUAUGAAGAACUCCCUAAUCCAUGCUUUUAUCCAUUUGUUUCCAAGCUGCAAGGAAUGGAAAGAGCUGUGUGGGGGUUUUCCUCAAGCAA
Messenger RNA from Elgaria multicarinata webbii, 2278 nucleotides. RefSeq names its product polypeptide N-acetylgalactosaminyltransferase 15 (gene GALNT15). Lineage: Eukaryota; Metazoa; Chordata; Lepidosauria; Squamata; Anguidae. Gene Ontology annotation, cellular component: Golgi apparatus. Gene Ontology annotation, biological process: protein O-linked glycosylation. The coding region runs from base 272 to 2188 and encodes 638 amino acids. The record is from RefSeq and is a predicted model, not a curated record. Gene Ontology annotation, molecular function: polypeptide N-acetylgalactosaminyltransferase activity. The transcript is spliced from 10 exons.